GAUUUGUAGCAAAAAAGCGUUAAUAUUAGUUUUAUUCAAAUGCACGGUAGGAGUCGUGCAGAGAAUGCACGAGACGGCGGCAGUGAACACUUUCUGGAAGGGGCACAUGUUCACACAGCGUCAAACGACCGACAUGCGCAGUCUACAAAUUCAUGGGCGCGUCUUCGGAAGUCCUCGCCCAACUUCGGAUGUCGAACACUGUCGGUGCUAGCAGCGCCGCGGAGUGACUCUACAGUAUGGAAAUAAGACUCGAAGUUUAGUGUUACUUAAAGCAUCGUAACUUAACAGGACUUAACAUCUCAAAUGCAAUUUAUAAUUUCAUCAGUCUGUUAUCAAUAUGGAGAAGGUUUCCACACAAAGAGCAGGCCUAAACUGUGUUUUAAUAAUAUUUACUACGACCAUGACUGGGGUUCAACUCCAGGAAGAAUUCUGGGUUCCCGAAUCAAAAAUAGUGUUUUCACCACCUCUCUUAUUCCCUCGUUACAGAAUUUCACAGCGUGAUUAUAAUAACUUUAUCAAACCCGCCGGUCAUUAUCAGGACGGAGUUAAUUUCAACUACAAUGAAACAGGUGAACGUAGUGAUUCGGACGAAGGCAGAACUCGUGUGCUGUUAAAUGAACGUGAAGAACACAGUAAGAAUAAAUACGAUAGAAUAAAUCUAUUUAACAAUACCACGUGGCAUACAGAAUUGGGUAAAAGUCAAGUGGAAUAUCAUGAAAGUGAUUCUGGUUUAGAUAUAUAUGGACACAGAUUAAAAGAACCAUAUAAGGUAGAGGACCCAAACGAUAAUGAUUCGAGGAAGGUGGGUAAGUACGUAAGUUAUUCCGAUACACAGACGUCAGGGUUCGAAGUAAAUGACCCAAAUGUUAGGACCGCACAUACAUUUCUGGCCAAACAUAAUAAUGAACACGAAGAUGAUCUCUCGAGAGAUGAGGACCGUCAGCUGCGACGACAAAAAGGUGAUUCCACAACAAAACAAAGCAGUGAUCGCGACAGAAACAGAGUGAGACAACAAAUACGCACAGACAAACCGGACGGCAGUUUACAAAACAUUAAUGAUUUUGAAAGAAACCAUUUCAGUGACCCUGACACAAGAAGGGGUCAAGUUCGUGGUGCAUAUGACUUCGGGACACAUCACUUUAGUGACGUCACACGGCAGAGUGGUUUUGGCACAGAAGAUAAACAGGAUUCCGGAAGAAACCGGAAUAAUUUCACUGGAUGGCACAGCGAUUCUGACGGGAAAGGCGAAGAGGGCGGUCUCUUCACCGAAGACAAUGACACCGGGGGCGGCGGACGUCGUCGACCUCCGGGAGAAAAUGAAGACGCUGGAAAUGUACAGCGUUCGCACGAUUUAAUAUGGAGUCCGUCUGAAACGAUCACGGAAGACGUCAAACACGACAGCAUAAAUUUGGAAACUACUUUUGACUCAGAAGGGUACUAUUUUGGUGAAAUAAACAAGAAUGGUUCAACCGCGGGGAAUCAUAGACCGGGACAGGACGAAUUUAGUGUUCAGAGAAACCGUUUCGGGGACAUUUCUGGAAGUGAUCAUCACGUGUCGGAAUUCAAUGAAGAGCGUGAAACAGAUUCAAACAGAAACCGGUUCAGUGACACGUCAUGGCCAAGUGACUACGCCUCGGGUGGGGAGAAGCAGCACGUGUCAACAUACGAUGCAGCGGGCGGUGGUGAACCGGCCGAGAGCCAGCACAAUGGCGAGGUCAUGCCAUUUCAUCAUGGAGGACACCCGCUACGGACUGGGACAAGGGUUGCAACAGGGCCGCCAACAGCUGUUACCAGCUACACACUACCCAAUGGCACUAAAGUUGUGAGACUCAGAAGAAUAGUCCUCUACAGGAAACCGCACUCGUCAACACAGGAAGAGAGUCCAAGGACCUUCGCAGACAUUGCCAAGAGCAUUGUCCGGAAAAAGGUGGCUAAAUUUCUGAGCCUCUUCACAAUUGUCCAGUUCCCCAAUGAGCCAUGCCAGACAGGUGACGGAGUAAAUGGGACAUGCUACCAUCAUCUGCAGUGCAGGAGUCUUGGAGGAGUGGCUGGUGGAUCAUGUGCACAAGGAUAUGGUGUAUGCUGUUACUUCGAGAAGUCAUGUGGAGAAGUGACACGCCAAAACUGCAGUUACUUUGUGAACCCUGGGUUUCCAUCACCUGUAACUAACAUGCUUGCCUGCAUUCUUACUAUUGAGAAGGCUCAUUCAGAUGUCUCACAGAUACGUCUCGACUUCUUCACGUUCGAGUUGCUCGGCCCAACAAAUGGAACUUGCGUAGAUGACCAGUUCAUUGUGACGGGGCAGAACACCAACAGCAUCGCACCUAUCAUCUGUGGCAUCAACACGGGGCAACACAUUUACAUGGAUGUGGGUGGUACUACUGGACCAAUCCAACUGAAUAUGUUGACAAUGGGAGGCAACCUUCCCCGGAGCUUCAGGAUAAAAGUGACACAGAUCAAGAAAGGAAGUCCUCUUGAAGCCCCCCAAAACUGUUUCCAGUACCACACAGGAAUUAAAGGUUCAAUUGAGUCCUUCAAUUACCAGAUGUUGGGAGGAAGCAAUCAGGCUGUCAGAUCUGGUUAUAUGUACAACCUGAACUAUGCAAUUUGCAUUCACAAGGAACCUGGCUACUGCAGUGUAACCUACACAAAUACAGCUCCAGAUGGGGCAGCAUAUCCUUUCGAGCUCAGCAACGUCGAUCAAGAUGGACAGCCACUUAUCUCGCCAGGUCAAGCGGGGGCAGAGGUGUACAACUGUCCUGAUGAUUAUAUUGUAAUUAAUGGGAUGCGGUUAUGUGGUGAGAGGCUAAAUGAUGCAUCAGUGCAAAUUGACUUCACAAGGAAUUACCCAGUGAUUGUCGCAACAAGCUCAGAAACCACAAGCCCUCAGCCACACUCCAGGCCUGCAAGUCAAACCACAGAGUCAUGUUUGGUGGAGUUGCGGCCCACUGGAUCACGCUCUACCACACCACGGAGAAGCCUGAACGAGAGUAGUAAUGAGACCCUCCGGCAGUACCCUGCUGGUGCCAGUCAGGAGCUGCCGGGCUCUGCUACCCGAGCCAUCACACCCAAUACAAGCCCAAACCCCAUGCGCCGAUUCUCCAGGACAGGAAUCUACCCCGUGCUGGGAGCAGGCCUUGCGAUACGAGAAGCAUUUGGUCCACGAAUAACAAUGCUAGACACCAAUUAUGAAAGAGCUCCAGAGUCUGAUACUCCGUCUCCAGAUGGAGAACAGUACAAUGUCAGAAAUGUCAGCACAGUCAAGGAGAUUCCUACAUUUGAAGAUUCGAUGGGUGGGCUAGCAGGGUCAUUCUCCGCUGAGCAACAUGGUGCUCUUCCAGACACAGAAACCCUAUUAUUCAGGGAUGGAAAACGGCGCAUUGACAUGGUGCUGGUGUAUGAAGAAGAGGACUAUGGUGUAAUGACAUUAGCAGAGGUCACUAGGAGGGAGAUGCGGAGGGUGUUUCAGGAGAAUCUUGUAAAGGAAGGAUUAGAACUGGAACUUGAGGAAAAGCAUAUGGCAUUUGACCAAGAAAAGUUUUUUCUGAAAGUGCAUGUUCCUUGGAAAGCCCUGACACGGUAUGCUGAGGUCAUGAACAUGAAGAUGCCAAUCAAGUGUUUUGUCAGGACGAGUGACGGACCAAGAGCAGUAUUCAAGGAAGUGGAGGGAGGCCUGCAAAAUAAGAGGGGUGGCUUGCUGCCCUACAAGUUAAUGAAGAUCUUUGAGUAUGAUCACACUAGGAUAGCCAAGGAGCCUUCAUUCUACACAGCAACAUACAGACAGGAUAAAGAAGAGCAAUUUAUCAUCAAAGAUCGUGAAACAUUCUUCACAGCUGCCCAAAGGAGUCAGGUGGUGUGGCAAAUCAUGAUGAGGGCCAAAUACGAUGACAGUGAGAAGGUUGGCAUCAGACGACUACUCAACAGUGGUACGUACCUUGCUGCUUUCCCCCUUCAUGAAGGAAGCUACAGCAGGGAUAGACGAAAUGGCACCAACUUGGACAGACGGUUACUCUACACUGAAUGGGCUCGUCCCAGCAAAUGGUACAAGAAGCAGCCACUGUGGCUUGUCAAAAAGUACUUUGGUGAGAAGAUAGGUCUCUAUUUUGGCUGGCUUGGCUUCUAUACAAAAAUGCUCAUCCCAGCAUCUGUUGUUGGCCUAUUAUGCUUCUUCUAUGGUCUCCUGUCCAUGAACUCCAGUGACAAUAUUCCAAGUAUGGAGAUAUGUGAUCCUAGCGUUGGUGGAAAUAUCACAAUGUGUCCCCUGUGCGACAAAGUGUGUGACUACCAAAAGCUCAACUCUUCUUGUGUCUUCGCCCAGAUUACGUACCUGUUUGACAACCCUGCAACUGUCUUCUUUGCCAUAUUCAUGUCCUUUUGGGCAACAAUGUUUCUGGAGCUGUGGAAAAGACAGCAAGCAGUUAUCGUGUGGGAGUGGGACUUACAAAAUGUUGAAGAUGAUGAGGAACCUCGACCUGAGUUUGAAACAUCAGUAAAAACUUUUCGCACCAAUCCUGUUACGAUGGAGAAAGAACCAUAUCUUCCUACAUGGAGCAAAGCAUGGAGGUUUCUGGCAACCAGUUCAGCUGUCUUGUUCAUGGUGUUCGUUGUUCUGGGAGCUGUUCUGGGGACAAUAAUAUAUCGCAUAUCUGUGGUGACCGUCAUCUAUGGCAGUGGAGAGCAAUUCCUGAAAACGCAUGCUAAGAUCUUCACAUCCAUCACAGCUGCUGUCAUCAACUUGGUGCUCAUCAUGAUUCUCACAAAGUUAUACCAGCGACUGGCCCUGUGGCUCACUAACUUGGAAAACCCACGGACACAAACAGAAUAUGAGGAUAGCUAUACAUUCAAGAUAUUUGUUUUCCAAUUUGUAAAUUUCUACUCUUCACUCAUUUACAUUGCAUUCUUUAAGGGCAGAUUUUUUGUUCAUCCUGGAGAUGCAAGUGCUAGAAAUUCAGCAUUCACAAGGCUCAAGAUAGAUGUUUGUGAUCCUGCUGGGUGUCUAUCAGAACUGUGCAUACAGCUGUCCAUCAUAAUGGUUGGAAAGCAGCUGCUUAAUAACUUCCUGGAGAUUCUCUAUCCGAAAAUGUACAACUGGUGGAGCAAACGUGUUCAUCGUUCCAACACCAAGAACCUUGAGCGAAAGUACACACGUUGGGAGGAAGACUUUCAACUCCAAGACCCAGGAAGACUUGCACUCUUUGAAGAGUAUCUUGAAAUGGUUCUUCAAUAUGGCUUUGUUACCCUCUUUGUUGCUGCUUUUCCACUAGCACCAUUAUUCGCACUUCUAAACAACAUUGGAGAGAUACGAUUAGACGCAUAUAAAAUGGUGACACAAGCUCGGAGGCCUCUCGCUGAGAGGGUUCAGGACAUUGGUGCGUGGUACGGAAUACUACAAGGUGUUACCUAUGCUUCAGUAGUAUCAAAUGCAUUUGUUAUUGCAUACACCAGCGAUUUCAUCCCUCGAAUGGUAUACAAAUAUGUGUACUCUCCCACAGAGAACCUAGUAGGGUACAUUGACUCAUCACUGUCAGAAUUCAAUACAUCUGACUACAGACAAGACAUGGUAGCAGAUACGGAUGCAGAGGAUCCCUCAACAUGCCAGUACAGAGGUUAUCGCAACCCUCCAAACCAUGAAAAGAAAUACGACUUGUCUCCACAGUACUGGCAUGUGUUUGCUGCACGUCUCGCUUUUGUUGUAGUGUUUGAGCACAUCGUUUUUGCGCUC
This is a messenger RNA of Zootermopsis nevadensis, 5722 nucleotides long. Lineage: Eukaryota; Metazoa; Arthropoda; Insecta; Blattodea; Termopsidae. The record is from RefSeq and is a predicted model, not a curated record.